UGGGUCUAUCAGUUUGCUGUCAGAUCGUGUCGGUGUGGCGCAACACGCACAACAUGUUGCGACACAAGUUUCCCUUGACGGGAAGUGGGCGGUCCUACCCCACAAUCACUGGGACGUGACAAAAAAUACAGCUAAAAUUCUUGUUUUGGCGAUUGUUCGAUUUAAGCAAUACAUGAAUAUGGUAUCGAUGUGAGAUCACACAGGGACCAACAUUGAAGCCAGUUAGCUAGUCGUCAUCAUGGUGUCUCUCCAGCUGUUGGUGUUAGCCUGCGUUGCCUCCGCUCUUCCUGCUGCAGCUGAACACAACAACCAUUUGGUGAUAGCCCCACAGUCUCCAGCUUUAGAGAUCGGGACCAACUUCACGGCUACGUGCAUGAUCAUCAACACAGCCGAAGUCACAGCAGAUGACCUCUACUGGAAUCUGUCUGAGACUACUGUACCCAAAGAACAAUACACCAAGAUCAACGAAUCUGCUCUCAAUGUCACUGUCCCCAUCACCGGAGAAUCUCAGUGGUUAUAUUGCCUCUGCAAGAAAGAGUCGCCCUAUUGUGCCCUGAACAGAGGCAAAUUUAUUCACGGGAUCUACCUUGAGAAAGGCUAUCUUCCGGGGAAGCCUGAGAAUCUGUCCUGUGUAGCCGUUCAGGAGAAGAAGCACAUCUCUAGAAUGAUCAGCUGUAAGUGGGACCCAGUAGGACGUCAAACCGAAAACGUCCAUACAUCAUACAAACUGUAUGUCGCAGUGAACCCCGGUCCUAAGCACUAUAAUGUGUCGACCAAAAACAACAGUGCCCAAGUGGAGUUUGAAGCCACUUUCCCCAAUCAUAUGACGCUGGAGAUCUGGGUGGAGGCACACAAUAAACUGGGGAAAAUACAGUCUGAGCAUCUGGAUGAGGAUGCCGGCAUGUUUGUGAAAACAAACCCUCCAUCAGAUGUCAAAGUCAUUUCCGAGAAGAGUUUUCCCACCUCCCUUCUGAUAAACUGGACUCAUCCUAUUCCUAAAGAAUAUGUGAGAUUAACAUAUAAAAUAAGAUUCUGCCAACAUGGAUCUCAAAGUUGGACUUAUGUACCACCUAAUGACACUGCCAUGGACAUACAGUCCUUCAGACUCCAGAACCUUCAUCCAGACACAGUAUAUUUCACUCAGGUGUGCUGCAAAAACGCAAGAGAGGGCCACGGUUACUGGAGCAAUUGGAGUACCAACGCUACCAAGAGAACACCAGAGGACUUACCAGGUAAACCGGAUUUAUGGAGAAUCAUUGCUGAAGGUGACGGCAUAAACAACCGACGAGUGCAGUUUAUUUGUAAGGAUCCUGUGUUUGCCAAUGGGAGGAUAACAAGAUUCAACGUAAAGAUUCAAGACCCGAAGGAUAAAGUGAAGAAUGGGAGUUUGGAGUUGGGGAGUUUCCCAGUCAACAGGUCAGACAGCAGCGCUAUCACUGUCCUUCAACAGAUUCACCUGGCUGACAAGAAAUCUGUUAAAGUAUACGUCUCUGCUGUCAAUUCUGUGGGGAAAUCUGCUGAGGCAUCGUUGGUCAUCUCAAAAAAAGCGCAUGAGCUCGGUCCAGUUGGAGAGCUGAAGGUGUGGCCCCAUGGGGGCCGGCUGUGGUUGGAGUGGAAACCCCCCAACAGCACAGCUCUGUCAGAGUACGUGGUGGAGUGGGUCAGUGGUGAUCAGACGGACUGGCAGAGGGAAAACAGAAACACCAGGCACACUACCAUUAAAGGCAACCUUGAGAAGUUUGUUUGCUACAAUGUAUCUGUGUAUCCAAUAUACUCUGGACGGACUGGGAAACCAGCAAGCACAGCAGCCUAUCUGCAGCAAGGAGCUCCGUCGGAAGCCCCCGCUGUUAGAUUGAACGGUAAACCGGGACAUAACAAGGCCGAGCUGGUCUGGAAGGAGCUCCCCCAGAGCAGUCGGCAAGGCUUCAUCACAAACUACACCAUAUUCUACACAAGUGGAACCAAAACUCACGCAAUAACCAUGCCAGCUGACACCACCUCAUACACUCUGACGUCACUGACAGGCGACACCAAGUAUGACACUUGGAUCAAAGUCUCAACCAUCAAUGGCUCAGCCACCAGCAUCUGUCACUCAUUCACCACUCUGAAAUAUGCACCAGGAGAGAUGGAGGGCAUUGUGGUCGGAGUGAGCCUUGGCUUUCUGUUCAUCGUUGUCGGGACCAUGCUGCUCUGUGUCUACAAAAAAGAUGCGAUCAUGGAGAACUUUUGGCCCCGGAUUCCAAACCCUGGAGAGAGCACCAUUGGAAACUGGUCUCCUGAUUAUCCUUUGAAAACAGAGACACCAAAGGAGAACGGUCUGUGUGGCGUCAGCGUGCUCGAUGUGGAUGUGUGCGAUGGGAAAGGCAUGUUCGAGGAGGACAAGGCCAGUCUGGCCCUGAAGAAGGACAAGUAUCUGUCCGAGGAGCACAGCAGCGGCAUCGGUGGCUCCUCCUGCAUGUCCUCACCUCGCCAGAGUGUGUCCGACAGCGACGAGGGUGGCGACAUGGCCGACACCACGGCCAGCACCGUUCAGUACUCCUCGGUGAUGGCCUCCAGUGGUUACAAGGGUCAGACCCCGAACUCCCAACCCCAGCAGGCUGUCUUUUCACGGUCCGAGUCCACGCAGCCCCUGCUGGACUCUGAGGAGAACCCAGACACGUUGCUGCAGGAGGGCAGCAGACAGUCCCAGCGUUUCCCCCGCCUGCCCUGCUCCACACACACUGACAUCAUGGAGCAGCAGGAGGUGCUGGAGCCUCUGGAUUUCUGUCCCCUGGAAGAGGACUGUGAGCAGGCGACACCAACAGACGGCCAGUCAACAGCGCCGGCCUCCAGCUACAUGCCUCAGCUGGGUGGCUACAGGCCACAGUAAGAGCGCAGACGGACCUAGAGGUGUCAUCUAUGUGAAUGCUUCUGUGCCUUUUGUUAAAGUGGCAAUAGGCAGGUUUUUAGCUUGAACUCAUCAUUAUGAAGUAAAUGUUGAUAGCACGAUGUACUGGUUAUAGAAUAUUGUUUCCAUUGAUUCCCUAUAAGCCUGGAUGUCACUGUGCAGUUCUGUCUGCCACCGGGUUCGAUCUCCAGGGAAGGUGAAGGCUUUCGACAGUGUGUCGACAGCUCAUUUCCAAUGAAAGUAGCUAGCAAUAUCUCCAACAUCAUACCAAGCCCCCAGGAAGAGCGCAGACUUUGAGGCAAAUUUGACAUAGUGGCCAAACAACUUCCGUAUCCAUAAAUUUAACACGCCUCCCUACGAUGGCCUUCAGGUAACGUAAUGUUAAAUUCCGUAUCUGUAAUGUUAAAUUACGUAUCUGUAAUUUAACUCAUUAGGUCCUAGAAGUGCUAAACCUUCCUCUGUUCGUGUGAAUAAGAACGAGGCAGGGACUGGAGGCGGGGCUAAAAGCAACGAUAGUGUUCAUGCUCUAUGGAUCCAGUGAUGAGGAAGAUUCCGGAACUCUAUACUCGGAAGUCAACAUUUCUUUGCUUCAUGCGCCACUCUGCAACUUUUCAUAGGAAUGAACGGCGUGCCAGCUCUCUUUAUACAUUUAUCAUUCUCUCAUUUGCAUACCGGUGACGUCAUGGUGCAUUCAUUUGCAUAAAGCUUACCCCGUAAGCAGAAGAGCCUGUGAUUACUCUGAGCUGCACUGGGAUUGAAUAGGGAUAUGUAUUUGAAUAGGUCUUGCUUUUUUCCCUCUGAUGGUCGCCAAAUUUGUUGCCAGUUGUAAUCUCAAAAGAAAAAUGAAAGCAAUCCUGUUAUCUUUGCAACAACAACAGCAGCAGCAGCAACAAUAAUAGCAUUUGGAAACGCUAGGGGGGGAAAUUGAAAAGUUGUCUAUUGCCACGUUAAUGUCACAAUGUUCUUUUCAAGUCUUUGAAGCAGUGAAGAGUCUUUCACGCGUAACCAAGUGUGAAUAUUUCCUGACGCUGUGGGAGAUUACUCUUCAAUGUGAAUUACAGCUUGUAGCGGUAGUUUACCAGCUUUGCACUCACAUAGAAAACUUCCACAGCCACAUCUUUACAGUAGAUAAUACCCAAAACAUACUCACACAUGUAUGUUUAGGAAAUGUCACAUGUCUAGGGAGUGAUCGGUGCUACAGCAGGCAGACUGAGGAUGAAGCUGUUUCUGACUUGUCUCUGUAGCGCCCUCAUGUGGACGGGUUUACCUCUGCAGGGAUGUUACAGUUGAUCACCUGAGCAUUGUCACUUAAAAUACAGGAAGUGUAUUCUCGGUUUAAGUACAUACUCUGUACAUGAAUGUAAUCAAGUAACAAAAGAUCACACUGACACGUACGUGCUGUCAGUGCAGGUUCAAUAAAAAAAGUACAUUUUAUAGUACCAGUGUGUAGGAUUUUCAUAUCUACAUCAGAAGCGGGUCCCCUUGGAGUCCGCCAUGUUUCACUGCCAUGUUUCUACAGGAGCCCAGAAAGGACAAACCAAACACUGGCUCUAGAGAGAGACAUUUAAGUUGUUACGUUACCUGAAGGCCAUCGUAGGGAGGGGAGCUCAGCCUCUCCACUAGAUGCCACUAAAUCCUACACGCUGCUGCUUUAACUGCCUUUGGAAAUCAAAAAAAGGAAGUGAAAUAAAUAUUUUAGCAAUGCACAGUUUGUAGCUCACGUGACAGUUAUUUAGUUUGAAGAUCUGGUUACAGUCGGCAGUGGCAGAGUAGGGUCAGUCUCACGUUGGUUACAGUGGUCAGGACAACUAGGAAAACCCACGAGUAUUAUAUUUUUUACUUUUUUAAAGCACGAUUUCAUUUCAAUGCAAACUGUUGAAAAAGGGUUUUGCAUUCAUUAUCUGCUGACAAAGUUUAAGGGUUUCUCUAUUUUGAAACGCUGUAAAUGAUCAUUAUGAAAUAAAUGUUUUAACUAA
Messenger RNA from Anarrhichthys ocellatus (wolf-eel), 4863 nucleotides. RefSeq names its product interleukin 6 cytokine family signal transduce (gene il6st). Lineage: Eukaryota; Metazoa; Chordata; Actinopteri; Perciformes; Anarhichadidae. The coding region runs from base 239 to 2869 and encodes 876 amino acids. Gene Ontology annotation, cellular component: membrane. The record is from RefSeq and is a predicted model, not a curated record. The transcript has 16 exons. Gene Ontology annotation, molecular function: cytokine receptor activity; protein binding.